GUUGUCGACUGACGUAGGCCACCAGCAAGUAGAUUCUUCUCUUCGGUAAAGGUGCCGGGCGCUUUGGCUUUGUUUCUGAGUUUCUGUUGAAAAUCUUCUUAGAUUUUCCCCCCCGUUUAUUUUUUAUUUUUAUUUUUUUUUCUUAUUUGGAGUCAACAAAAUCGUGAAAAACUGAAGUUGUCUCGGUAAAGCUCGUUUUCCCCACCCCACCCUUUGAAUAUUAUUCUUUUGAAGAUUCUUCGUUGUCAAGCCGCCAAAGUGGAGAGUGUGAUUGCAGAAGGGGGUGCUUCUCGUUUCAGUGCUUCUUCGGGGGGAGGAGGAGGUAGGGGUGCACCUCAGCACUAUCCCAAGACUGUCGGCAACAGCGAGUACCUGGGGAAAACCCCAGGGCCUAGCGUUCAGAGAUGGGUUCCUUCACGAAGCACUAGACGAGAUGUCAACUCCACCAAUGAAAAAGAACGACACGAUGCAAUCUUUAGGAAAGUAAGAGGCAUAUUAAAUAAGCUCACCCCUGAAAAGUUUGACAAGCUAUGCCUUGAGCUCCUGAAUGUGGGCGUAGAUUCUAAACUCGUCCUAAAAGGAAUCAUCUUGCUGAUUGUAGACAAAGCCCUCGAAGAGCCCAAGUAUAGCUCGCUAUAUGCUCAGCUAUGUCUGCGCUUGGCAGAAGAUGCACCAAACUUUGAUGGCCCAUCACCAGAGGUUCAACCAACACAAAAGCAAAGCACGACAUUCAGGAGACUUUUAAUUUCUAAGCUUCAAGAUGAAUUUGAAAACCGCACCAGAAAUGUUGAGGUCUAUGACAAACAUGACAACCCUCUUACCGCUGAUGAAGAGGAGCAGCGUGCCAUUGCCAAGAUCAAGAUGCUGGGCAACAUCAAAUUCAUUGGAGAACUUGGCAAACUUGACCUUAUCCAUGAAUCUAUCCUUCAUAAGUGCAUCAAAACACUUUUGGAAAAGAAGAAGAGAGUACAACUUAAGGAUAUGGGAGAGGAUUUGGAGUGCCUCUGUCAGAUAAUGAGGACAGUGGGACCUAGAUUAGAUCAUGAAAAAGCCAAGUCUUUAAUGGAUCAGUACUUUGCCCGUAUGCGAUCCUUAAUGACACACAAGGAAUUGCCAGCAAGGAUUCGUUUCCUGCUGCAGGAUACUGUGGAGUUGCGAGAAAACAAUUGGGUUCCUCGCAAAGCUUUUAUCGAUAAUGGACCAAAGACGAUUAACCAGAUUCGUCAGGAGGCAGUAAAGGAUUUGGGUGUUUUUAUUCCUGCACACAUGUCUCAAGGAAUGAGGAGUGAUUUCUUUCUGGAAGGACCUUUUAUGCCACCCAGGAUGAAAAUUGAGAGAGAGGGUCUUGGUGGAUUAUCUGAUAUGUUUGGGCAAAUGCCAGGAAGUGGGAUUGGCACCGGUCCUGGAGUUAUUCAGGAUAGAUUUUCACCUACAAUGGGGCGUCAUCGUUCAAACCCACUCUUCAAUGGCCAUGGUGGACACAUUGCACCUGUUCCUCAGUCCCAGUUUGAAAUGGGAGGCAAGCCUUUUAUGAAGUCAAACCAGGGGCAGAAUCAGCAUUUUCAUAACCAAAACCAGGGACAUUCAUCCCAGCAGCAAGCUCAGUCCAAGGACAUGCCACCACGGUUCAUUAAGAAAGGACAGCUCAAUGCAGAUGAGAUCAGCCUGAGACCUGCUCAGUCAUUCCUUAUGAAUAAAAAUCAAGUGCCAAAGUUGCAGCCUCAGAUACCAACUAUGAUUCCUCCGAGUGCACAGCCUCCUCGCACACAGACCCCACCACUGGGACAGCCACCUCAGCUUGGUCUCAAAACCAACCCUCCUCCAAUCCAGGAAAAACCUGCAAAAAAUAGCAAGAGACCUCCUCCUGCUAGAGAAGAGCUGCUUAAAAUGACUGAGACCAUUGUUACAGAGUAUUUGAACAGUAAGAAUAUAAACGAUGCUGUUAAUGGUGUUAGGGAGAUGAAAGCUCCAAAACACUUUCUGCCUGAGAUGUUGAGCAAGAUCAUUAUUUGUUCACUUGAUCGCUCAGAUGAUGAUAAAGAACAUGCCAGCACUCUGAUCAAUUCACUCAGAUCGGAAGGGCUGAUCACUGGAGAGAACUUCAUGCAGGCGUUCCUUAAUGUUUUGGACCAGUGUCCCAAAAUAGAGGUGGACAUCCCUCUUGUGAAGUCCUACUUGGCCCAGUUUGCAGCCCGUGCAAUUAUUGCAGAGCUUGUGAACAUAGCAGAGCUGGCACAGCCUCUGGAAAAUGGCACACAUUUUCCCCUUUUCCUGCUCUGUCUUCAGCAAACAGCCAAGUUGAAGGAUCGGGAAUGGCUCACUGAACUUUUCCAACAAAGUAAAGUCAACAUGCAGAAAAUGCUGCCUGAAAUUGAUCAGAAUAAAGAUCGGAUGUUGGAAAUCCUUGAAGGAAAAGGGCUUAGUUUUCUGUUCCCACUUUUGAAACUGGAGAAGGAGCUGUUGAAGCAAAUAAAAGCAGAUCCCUCCCCUCAGGCCAUCUACAAGUGGAUCAAAGACAAUAUUUCACCCAAACUCCAUACUGAUAAGGGGUUUGUCAAUAUCUUGAUGACCAGCUUCUUACAGUACAUUUCCCAUGAGAUGAGUAUAGCUGAAGGAGAUGACCAAUUAUCUGCUCCGUCAAAAGAGCAGUUAGACCAGGAGAAGCAGCUGCUGUUAUCCUUCAAGCCAGUAAUGCAGAAAUUUCUGCAUGAUCAUGUUGAUCUCCAAGUCAGUGCCCUGUACGCGCUGCAAGUCCAUUGUAACAACAACGGUUUUCCAAAAGGCAUGUUGCUGCGCUAUUUUGUCAACUUUUAUGAUAUGGAGAUAAUUGAAGAAGAAGCCUUCCUUGCUUGGAAAGAAGACAUUACCCAAGAGUUCCCUGGAAAGGGAAAAGCAUUAUUCCAGGUGAACCAGUGGCUAACCUGGCUGGAGACUGCAGAGGAAGAGGAGUCUGAUGAGGAAGCUGACUGAAGAACCAGCCAAAGCCUUACAUGUACUAUUGCUAUGAGAUGACAGCUUUUUCCCCCCUCCCCUCCCCUCUGCCCAAGUGCUUCCCUUGUCCUGCCCCCUCACCUAACCACUGCAAAAGUUCAUUCCGCUAUAAAGGUUUUGCAGUAUUUAAAGCAAAAGCAUGUUUUUUUUUUUGUUAGACUAAGGUCUUAAGCAUAGCAUACCAUCUAACAAUUUUAGAAAGCCUUUGUUUAGGAAGUUUAUAAUGUAUUAGCAUGGAAUUACAUCUUAUGUUGUGCAUAGUGGCAGUAGAUGGCGAAGAUGUGUUUUGCUGCCAUGUAUUCUACAUAGGCUUUCAGUUAAGUAAAUAGCAACACUGUAGAAAUGCACUUUGCUCAGUGUAAAACUUGAGUCGUUGCAAUAUUUUAUCCCUUGAUUGUUACAAAGAAUCCUAAACUGUAAUCAUUGGUUUGCUGCCAUAACAUUAAUAGUUAUUGCCUGUGUUUCUACCUCCUAGUAAUGGGCUUUGUUAUGUGCUGGGUUUGAGUAUUCUCCAGUCCUAUUUAAAAUGACGACAAAAAAAGAGAAAAGCCUGGGCAGGUGCACAAGUCUUUAAUGAAAACCUGGUUUACUUGCACAAUAUGACCUGAUUGUGAGAUUUUAGCCCUUUAAGUGCUUGGUGUGGUUGUAUGUAAACCUGUAAUAGCAAGAACUUCUAAUGAAAAGCCUUCUUUAAUUUGUUCACAUGCCCUGAUUUUUGUAAUAUUACCUGUAUCUGUCAAACAUUGUGAUACUUGAAUUUCUUCUCUUCCUGCUGCAUGUUCAGGGACUCUUGAAACAUGAAAUUCUGCCCAUGCUGAUGGGACAUCUUUUGAUCAAGAAAGUGUGUCAACAUGGAACUUUUAACCUGUCUUUUUAACUUUAAAUCGGUGAAUAAAAAGUUAACUGAGACCAAA
Lepisosteus oculatus (spotted gar) is the source of this 3905-nucleotide messenger RNA. The record is from RefSeq and is a predicted model, not a curated record. Lineage: Eukaryota; Metazoa; Chordata; Actinopteri; Semionotiformes; Lepisosteidae.